Molecule: messenger RNA, 1323 nt
Organism: Amphimedon queenslandica
Lineage: Eukaryota; Metazoa; Porifera; Demospongiae; Haplosclerida; Niphatidae
Product: bifunctional D-cysteine desulfhydrase/1-aminocyclopropane-1-carboxylate deaminase, mitochondrial-like
Exons: 8
Coding region: 74-1255 (393 amino acids)
Molecular function (GO): D-cysteine desulfhydrase activity
Source: RefSeq, a predicted model, not a curated record
CGCAUUUGGACCACACCCAUUAAUUAAUGUUUGAGUCACACCCAUUAAUUAAUGUUUGAGCCACACCUCUUAAAUGAGGCUCUGCAGAACUGUACUAAGAAUGGCCAGCACAGCGAAUUCUAGCAGUAUCAGCUCUUAUAGGCGCUAUUCUCUUCAACCAUACACUCCGCCAGAAUGGACAAAGAAAUUACAGUCUCCACCACCCACGCACAGAUUACACAUAGCACAAUUACCUACCCCAAUACAUUCUUGGUCAGUCCCAGGGCUACCCGAUGGAUUCCAACUGUACAUUAAGAGAGAUGAUCUUACUGGAGCAGCACUCACUGGUAAUAAGAUACGUAAACUUGAGUUUCUAAUGGCAGAUGCAGUUGACAAGCAAUGUGACAGUGUCAUUACAAUUGGUGGCAUACAGUCGAAUCAUGCACGAGCAACAGCUGUACUUGGCAGACAACUAGGAAUGCAGCCGCACCUCUUACUGCGUGUCGAUGAUCCUGACCCUGCGAAGGUUGGUUGCUCUGGUAAUCUCUUACUUGAUCGUCUGAUGGGAUCUGACAUAAUACUCUGCCCUCAACGCAAGAAGGAAGACAAGAUAACACAAGAUGGAACACUAGUCAAGGGAAUGGACACAAUAAUGGACGAAUAUGCUCAAUUCCUUAGGUCAAAAGGUCAUAAUCCGUAUCCUAUUACAAUCGGUGGAUCAAACCUUUUAGGGAUAUGGGGAUACUUAGAAUGUUACCAGGAGCUCGUUCAACAAGGUGUAUUGGAACGAUUUGAUGACAUUGUGAUGGCUAUAGGGAGCGGUGGGACAGCUGCUGGCAUUGCAAUUGCUAACUAUUUCAACGGAUCAAAAAUCAAAGUCCAUGCUGUUUGUGUGUGUGAUAAUGCCGAAUACUUUUACAAGUUCAUUGAUGAUCACAUUCAGAUGUUUGGUCUUAAUGGCGUGUCAGCCAGGGAGAUCAUCAACUUGAUUGAUGGCUAUAAGGGCAGGGGAUAUGCUCUGUCAACUGAAGAAGAACUGAAGAGAUUGGUUGAAAUAUCAACUUCUACUGGUAUCGUAUUGGACAGAGUUUAUACCCUUAAGGCUUCCAUUGGAAUGAUAGAGGAGACAAAGAAAAACCCUCAGCAAUUCCAAGGAAGGAAGAUAUUAUUUCUACACACUGGUGGUAUUCAUAGUGUUUUUGAUGGGACAGUGGGAUCUAUAAUGGACAGUGUCAGCGAAAGCAAUAAGAUGUAUAAAUAUGAAAUCCCAUCCUGAUCUGCUAUUUUUUCCAUAAUUAUUAUGUCUCUGGUUUAUUUAAAUAAGAAAAUAAAUAGAUUUUAUAG